This is a messenger RNA of Klebsormidium nitens, 2249 nucleotides long. Lineage: Eukaryota; Viridiplantae; Streptophyta; Klebsormidiophyceae; Klebsormidiales; Klebsormidiaceae. The record is from the annotation of a GenBank genome assembly.
UGGAAGAACUGAAGUUGUACCUGUUGUACUACUACAAGUCUGGACAUCAAAUUUUUGCUGCAGCCAUGGUGCAAUCUUCUUGAGAUCCGACGAGUUGCGACUCGCAAGCUUGCAUGCUGCUUGAAGUUGCAUGGUGCCCCUGGGGAUGCGCUAGGAGACGCUCCCAGAAAGGCGGGACGGGCAAGAUCUAGUUUUGUUGUGAUGUAAAUAUGCUGUGGCUGUUUUAAGAGGAAGCCAGCGACAAUGGCAUUGUGAUCAGAACGCCCUUGCAAACGGGCGCAGCAGGCUGUUGGAUCCUCUUCCUUGUUAGAAGCCGACUCUGCGCUUGCGGCCCCCCAUGAUGCGCUGGCUGCUUGUCCCUCUGGCCUGCUGCUGCCUGGCGGCGCUGCUCCCUGGCUGCACCGCUGCCGGGCGCGGGGCGCAAGUGGGCCAUGAGGAUAGCGCAGAGACAGCAGGGGUCGGCCCCGCAGAACUGACCAUGGCCAUGUUCAACCACUCGAUGACCGCAGCGGAGGCGCCCUACACCCUGUGCGAGUUCUUUGCCUCCUGGUGUCCAGCGUGCAUGAACUUCAAGCCGCAGUAUGCCAGGGUUGCUGCGCUGUUCAAUGCUGCGCCCCCUGGGGAAGGUUUUGUGUACGUGGCGGCAGUGGACUGCGCGACAGAGACUGCGCUCUGCCAGCACUUUGGCGUGGACCGCUACCCCACCCUGCUCUGGGGGGACCCCCGCCAGUUUGCCACCAACCUGCGGCCUGGGUCCGAUGCGCGGGCGGGCCUGGCCGUGGCGGAGACAGCCAGGACUGCAGAGGCAGUGCUGAACUGGAUCAACGAGAAGACACACCAGUCGUUUUCGCUGACCGCCUCAGCGGAGGCGCACCGCGAAGCUGCGGGGCAGGCGCGCGCCGUUACGCAGCAGGAGCGCGCAGACCGGCAGGAGGCACUCGCCCCAACGCAGCUGUGGGAUGUCGAGGAAGCCACGGCGCUCGCCUUCCGCUACAUGCUAGCUGCCGUGACCUUCACCACUGUGGCGGCCGCCCGGCCUAGCGUUGCUCGCUUUGCCCACCUGGUGGCGGAGCACCACCCGUCAGGCAGGUGUCGCGCAGGUGCGGCCUCCCUGGUGGCCCAGCUGGACACUGUGUGGCCCACGGCGCCCCUCCCCGGCGAGGCGGACCCGGCAGACGCUGCGGACGUGCAGCUAGCCGUGCUGCAGCAGGUGGCGGUAUGCGGGGCAGGCGUCCCGCACUCGCAAAAAGGGACCUGGCGGUCAUGUCAGGGCAGUACAGCGGACACGCGUGGCUACAGCUGCGGCCUGUGGCAGCUCUUCCACUCGCUGGCGGCGCGCUUGGACGCAGGCGAGGGCGGCGCCGCCCUGGCGGCGCUGCGUGGCUUUGUUGAUGUCGGCUUCCAGUGCGACGAGUGCCGCCGACACUUCCUCGAGGCCAGCGCUGCGCCCGACGCCGCAGCCGUGACCACGCGCCGGGAAGCUGCGCUCUGGCUGUGGGGCAUGCACAACCGGGUCAACGUGCGGCUGGCAAAGGCGGAGGACGAGAGCGGGUGGGGGGACCCCGCCUUCCCCAAGCGGCUGUGGCCGCCGCGCCAUGCUUGCCCUGACUGCCGGAAGAGCCCCGAGAGUGCCGACGCGGGGUCCGAGGGGGCGGUGGAGUGGGAUGAGGAUGCGGUGUACCGCUUUCUAUUGCGGCACUACCGGCAGCCAGGCGGGGACAACCCCGAAGUUGCGGACAUUCUAGGAGGCGACCUGCAGCGGCGGGAAGCCGGCCUUGUGCUGGCGGAGGGGCUGCCAGGGGUGGCCGCACCGCAGGGGCAGGCGGUGAGGGGGGUAGUCGGGGGUGUGGUGCUGCUGGGGGGCGUCGGGGCGGUGGGGUGGUGGUGGCAGGGCCGGCGGCGGCGAAGAAAAUCCCCCUUGUUCGUGUAUCCUAGGGUCAGCAAGGAGUGAGCGCAACUAGGCAAGCGCUUGAGUCGAACGGCGGUUGAGCUUGCCUCUGAAAUGUAGCAUCAUCAAAUUACGGGCAACUUAUGCUGGACAAACUGGAAAGAAAUCGUUGUUAUGUGGGUUGAUUGCAUUUCCAAAAUGUUAAAGGAGAGGCAUAGACACCAAGUGCUGGCACGUGGCUCUCAUUGAGACAGGAACAUCUCCUGGUGAGUCUACUCUCCGGCUCGAUCAUGGGUCCACUUGGUAGUGAGUCCCAUGCGCAGUGUAUCAAUGACUGAAUCGAUUUAUCCUCUGUAUCGAC